AUGUUUCCUGGAGAGUCAGAGCAGUGGACAGAUGGUUUCGGUGGGCGUCUCGACGGCACGUCGGCUGAGGGCAAGGGCAAGGGCAAGGCGAAAAGGGAGCCGCUGGAAUUGGAGCCACCGAACAUCCCCAUGAAGUUUGGUGGUGGCCAGAAACGCAAGCGGUACGAUUUGGAAUUCAGAGUAAACACCAUUAAGUACGCGACCAUACAAAGCUCGGGAGCGCAGGGGCCUAAUGGAACCAUCGGUGUGUCGUAUGCGCAACGAGUGCUUGGGAUUCCCGAGAAGAUCGCACUCUCAGCGUGGAUAAAAGACAGAACGAAAUACGAGAAGCAGCUGGAAAAGGCAGACCAGCUCGGGGCCAAAGGCAAGCAAAAAGCCCGGANCAUCGGUGUGUCGUAUGCGCAACGAGUGCUUGGGAUUCCCGAGAAGAUCGCACUCUCAGCGUGGAUAAAAGACAGAACGAAAUACGAGAAGCAGCUGGAAAAGGCAGACCAGCUCGGGGCCAAAGGCAAGCAAAAAGCCCGGAGCGUAAAGUCGUUUAACACGCUGAGGGUUCGGUCAAACGCGGAGGCCGAGCUCGAAGUUCGCGGCUGGAUCAGCGAUGUUCGUUCGGAAGCCAUCUCUGCCCGCGUCUCUAAAAGGAUGAUCAAGAACAUGGCGGCAUCGCUUAACUCGCUUUGGUUCGGCCCGAGGCCUGCAGCGAACGACCUGAAGGGCAGUAGAAAGUACCGCAACAAGCAGACAAUGGUGCAGGAGGUUUCCAAGAACCGGUUGUNGUCGUUUAACACGGGGAGGGUUCGGUCAAACGCGGAGGCCGAGCUCGAAGUUCGCGGCUGGAUCAGCGAUGUUCGUUCGGAAGCCAUCUCUGCCCGCGUCUCUAAAAGGAUGAUCAAGAACAUGGCGGCAUCGCUUAACUCGCUUUGGUUCGGCCCGAGGCCUGCAGCGAACGACCUGAAGGGCAGUAGAAAGUACCGCAACAAGCAGACAAUGGUGCAGGAGGUUUCCAAGAACCGGUUGUCAUUCCGGGCGGUUACCAGGCAAGGCCAAAAACUCCCUUCCGGGUGGCCUGCGAUUGCCAUGAAAACCGUCAAGGAAUGGAGGGCACUUCGUCACGGAGGAAUCGACGGUGGGGGAGGACGGGGCACGGGAGGGGCAGCGAGCAAAAAAGUGGCCAUCAAAACCGAUGGAAAGGAAAAGUUGCGGAUUACUGCCGUGCUUGCAGCAAACAUGAAGGGCGGCAAACUCCCGCCGCUGCUCAUCUUCAAGGGUAGGCCCACGGCGCGGGGAAAACCCCCCGCUGCAAACAGCGUCGAGCGAGAGUUUAAGGUGGGCAAGGACAAGAAGGGGGUAGCAUACCCUCAGAGCGUUGUGUACGCCGUGCACGACAAGGCGUGGCACACGCAGCGCGUAUUCAGGCAUGUUUGGCUCCCCCAACCGGACACGCUGCUAUCGUGGGACGAUUUCACCGUGCACAAGACAGCCCUAUGCAAGGAAGCGAUGGACAAGUCCAACACAACGCUGUUUUUCGUCCCCGACGGCCUAACGCCCAAGAAGGACGCCGUGCGCAACGACCGCGGCUACCCGGAGCCCCCAUCGAGGGGAUUGCUCGCGCAGUGGGUGAAGAAUGCGUGGGAUAAAGUGGACCCUGAGAGCAUCCGUUCGAGCUGGAGGAAGGCUGGCAUGACCCUUGCCUUCGAUGGGUCUGAAGACGAGGCGUGGGGCAACAAGGAGCUCAACUCCGACGCUCAAGGGAACCCACUUCGUGCAGACGGCGACGCGGCCGCUGCCGGCGUGGAGGAGGCUGGCCCAUCGGAGGAGGGGGAGCCGAUGGCACACUUGUUGGAGGUGUUGGAAAUCGACGACGAUGACAGCACGGGAGAUGGCGAAGGCAUCGAUGACCCGGAGGUUGAGAUCAUGGCAGACUUGCCGGGGCGGACGUUAUUUGCAUAG
Messenger RNA from Ectocarpus sp. CCAP 1310/34, 1950 nucleotides. The record is from the annotation of a GenBank genome assembly. NCBI's taxonomy places the organism in Eukaryota, Phaeophyceae, Ectocarpales, Ectocarpaceae.